UAAAUCCCUAUAUAGAAUGUAUAAAUCCCUAUAUAGAAUGUAUAAAUCCCUAUAUAUAGAAUGUAUAAAUCCCUAUAUAGAAUGUUUAAAUCCUAUGUAUUAUCCCAACACAGUUUGACAUUGGCAUCCCAGCCAUGACUCAGUGCUGUAACCAGCUGGACAGUUGUUACGACACCUGUGGCUCCAACAAGUACCGCUGCGACUCCAACUACCGCUGGUGUCUCCACGCUAUCUGCUCUGACCUGAAGAAAAGCUUGGGGUUCGUGUCAAAGGUCAAAGCCUGUGAGACCGUAGCAGAUGCUCUGUACAACACAGUGUGGACGCUGGGCUGCAGAUCCUUCAUGAACAGCCAGAGGGAAGCAUGUCACUGUGAGGGAGAGGAGAGGGAUGAGCUGUAGAGGACCAGGCUGGGAGGAGAGGGAUGAGCUGUAGAGGACCAGGCUGGGAGGAGAGGGAUGAGCUGUAGAGGACCAGGCUGGGACACAACACUACUCAACACGAGAGAAAGCUGGGAGGAGAGGGACGAGCUAUAGAGGACCAGGCUGGGACACAACACUACUCAACACGAGAGAAAGCUGGGAGGAGAAGGACGAGCUAUAGAGGACCAGGCUGGGACACAACACAACACUACUCAACACGAGAGAAAGCUGGGAGGAGAGGGACGAGCUAUAGAGGACCAGGCUGGGACACAACACUACUCAACACGAGAGAAAGCUGGGAGGAGAAGGACGAGCUAUAGAGGACCAGGCUGGGACACAACACAACACUACUCAACACGAGAGAAAGCUGGGAGGAGAGGGACGAGCUGUAGAGGACCAGGCUGGGACACAACACAACACUACUCAACACGAGAGAAAGCUGGGAGGAGAGGGACGAGCUAUAGAGGACCAGGCUGGGACACAACACAACACUACUCAACACGAGAGAAAGCUGGGAGGAGAGGGACGAGCUGUAGAGGACCAGGCUGGGACACAACACUACUCAACACGAGAGAAAGCUGGGAGGAGAAGGACGAGCUAUAGAGGACCAGGCUGGGACACAACACAACACUACUCAACACGAGAGAAAGCUGGGAGGAGAGGGACGAGCUAUAGAGGACCAGGCUGGGACACAACACUACUCAACACGAGAGAAAGCUGGGAGGAGAGGGACGAGCUGUAGAGGACCAGGCUGGGAGGAGAGGCACGAGCUGUAGAGGACCAGGCUGGGACACAACACAACACUACUCAACACGAGAGAAAGCUGGGAGGAGAGGGACGAGCUGUAGAGGACCAGGCUGGGAGGAGAGGCACGAGCUGUAGAGGACCAGGCUGGGACACAACACAACACUACUCAACACGAGAGAAAGCUGGGAGGAGAGGGACGAGCUGUAGAGGACCAGGCUGGGACACAACACAACACUACUCAACACGAGAGAAAGCUGGGAGGACAGGGACGAGCCGUAGAGGACCAGGCUGGGACAAUACACUACACUACCCAGCACUACACAACACAACACUACUCAACACGAGAGAAAGCUGGGAGGAGAGGGACGAGCUAUAGAGGACCAGGCUGGGACACAACACAACACUACUCAACACGAGAGAAAGCUGGGAGGAGAGGGACGAGCUGUAGAGGACCAGGCUGGGACACAACACAACACUACUCAACACGAGAGAAAGCUGGGAGGAGAGGGACGAGCUAUAGAGGACCAGGCUGGGACACAACACAACACUACUCAACACGAGAGAAAGCUGGGAGGAGAAGGACGAGCUAUAGAGGACCAGGCUGGGAGGAGAGGGACGAGCUAUAGAGGACCAGGCUGGGAGGAGAGGGACGAGCUAUAGAGGACCAGGCUGGGAGGAGAAGGACGAGCUAUAGAGGACCAGGCUGGGAGGAGAAGGACGAGCUAUAGAGGACCAGGCUGGGAGGAGAGGGACGAGCUAUAGAGGACCAGGCUGGGAGGAGAAGGACGAGCUAUAGAGGACCAGGCUGGGAGGAGAGGGACGAGCUAUAGAGGACCAGGCUGGGAGGAGAAGGACGAGCUAUAGAGGACAUGCAGGACAAUAUCCUCUUGCGAGAAUCAUCAAUGGGAAAGGGUGCUUGGAACUCAAACAUGGAUUCAUACAGUGGGACUUCACACCGCACAAAUGAGAAUAUUACUUUAUUAUUAACCUAGAAAAUAUUUGUAAAAAUUCUAUUACCACAUGAAAACACGACAGAGGUUUUACGCUUGAUGAGGAAAGACUUUACCAAUGAGUUAAUAGUGGUUAUUAUGUAGAAUAAAAAAUACUAACCGUAUGUAGCGUCGUGUCACACUGUCUUUAUCUAACUUCUACCCCUAUUUUUAUAUUUUCUGAAACUUGACAGCGGAUAUUUAUAUUUCAAAUAUAUUUUCAGGAAAAGACUAUGACUCCCAUUAACAUAUUAUUGUGUUAUUAUUUUAUUAACAUACCUCAAACCAACAAAAAAACUAAUCCUGAUAGAGUGAAGACCUUUCAGUCAGCAUCAUAUCCCACAUUAGAAUACAAAUGUCCCAAACGGCAACCUAUUCCCUACAAAGUGCACUGCUUUUGACCACGGCACAUGAGGCUCUGGUCGAAAGUAGUGCCCUUUGUAGGGAAUAGGAUGUCAUUUGGGACGUAAUCCCGAAAUAACCUAGUCUAACACAACACAAACACCAGUUAGUUGGACCUGUGCUGUUACUGACAGGAUACUUCCACAGCACAGCAAUAAGUGUGUUAUGUUGCGCUGUAUGUUAAUAUGUGUGUUGAGGUCCAUUGACUGAUGGGAAUAUCAGGCUUUUUUUGUUGUUACUUUUCGAUGAAUAAAUGAAUGACUAAUUAUACAAUGUUGAUGUGAUAAGUUCACUUAAG
Molecule: messenger RNA, 2855 nt
Organism: Oncorhynchus keta (chum salmon)
Lineage: Eukaryota; Metazoa; Chordata; Actinopteri; Salmoniformes; Salmonidae
Product: group XIIB secretory phospholipase A2-like protein
Exons: 2
Coding region: 135-398 (87 amino acids)
Biological process (GO): arachidonate secretion; lipid catabolic process; phospholipid metabolic process
Cellular component (GO): extracellular region
Molecular function (GO): calcium ion binding; A2-type glycerophospholipase activity
Source: RefSeq, a predicted model, not a curated record